AUGGAGUACUAUGGCGCUGUGCAUUCAGUUGGACAGGUCGCCCCGCAGCUAGAGUCCCAGCCCAGAAACUAUGACCCUUUCGGUCCCGGAUUCUUUCAAGAGUCUACCUAUGAUUUUGGUGAUACUCAUUCAAGAGGAUUGAAACGAGCGCCAGAAAGCAACGUACGAGCACAAUAUCACCCCAGAUCUGGAUACCACUACGUUCUCCCGGACCAUCCACCUCCCCAUAAUCUCUUUCAAGAAAUGCAAGACCAUCGCCUUCAGCCUGAACGACAAGUGAACCCAUGGUACCCAUUCGACGGCCCAGGAGAAUGGUCACUAGCAAAGUUUUUAGUUGAGAAUCUCUCACAGACUCAGAUAGAGCAAUUCCUGAAGUUGGAAUGGUUCAAGACACGAGAGCGACCACAAUUCAAAUCAAAGGACGAGUUGUUCUAUUACUUGGAGCAACUUCCUGGACGUGGACCGAAAUGGCAGUGUACUGAGUUUCGUCUGAAGGGUUAUGAGACUGAGCAGCCGAUUCACCUCAUCUGGAGAGACGGUUUAGAAGUUGUGAAGCAGCUUUUUUCCAAUCCAGUGUACGCGAAUCACAUGUGUUACGACCCUCACCAUAUCUACAAUGGACAAGAGCGCGAAAUUGGAGAGUUCUGGACAUCAGAUGAUGCCUGGAAUAUACAGGCAUGCAUUUAUUUUCAAGGUGCUACUAUCGUACCAAUUAUCACCGCUUCGGACAAGACACCCGUCACACGACACACCGGUGGACUAGAAAUGCACCCAUUAUUCAUGACCAUCGGAAACAUCCAAUCUGAUGUCCGAAUGAAAGCUACAUCACAUGCAUGGCGAUGUGUCGCAUUUAUGCCGAUACCAAAAUUCCUCGUCAACUCGGACUAUCAGACUCUUCUUCAGACGCGAUUGUGGCACAAAUGUGUCGACCUCGUCUGCUCAAAACUCAAGAUCGCUGCACGUGUCGGCGAAUUCAUGGUCGAUCCUUCAGCACAUAGACGUUUUUGCUUUACCCCUCUCAUCAGCCAUAUCGCCGAUCUUCCUGAACAACUUAUGAUUGCAUGUCUCUGCGAUAGGGUUGACCCCUGGGAUCUCUUUAGCUUCCUUAAGGAGGCGAAGAAAUUGCACCUGAGCGGCAUCCACCUACCAUUCUGGAGAGACUGGAAAUACGCAAACCCAGCGACAUUUCUCACCCCGGAAAUUCUUCAUGCUCUGCACAAAUUCUUCUUUGACCAUGUCCUGAAGUGGGUCAAGGAAACCAUGGGACACGAGCUCGAUUUACGAUUUCGGAGUCAGCAUAAGUGUGUGGGUGUGCGUCAUUUCACGUCAGGUGUCUCGCAUGUCAAGCAAAUGACUGGCAGAGAGCAUCGCGAUAUCCAGCGCACCAUAGUACCUACAAUGUGGGGAAUUGUAACUCCUGAAUUCAUUCGUGCGGUUCGCGCGAUGAUCAAUUUCAUUUACCUCGCACAAAAUCCGGUUCAUACUGACACAUCAAUCAAGGACAUGUCGACUGCGCUUUCUGUCUUUCACGAACAUAAGCAAGCUAUCAUCGAUGCAGAGGCGCGACGAGGGAAAAGUGGAGCUAAGGACGAUUUUUUCAUCCCCAAACUAGAGCUCAUGCAGAGCUUCGCUCGCGCAAUCCCACACGUCGGCUCCCUCAUUCAAUACUCAGCAGAUAAGACCAGUCGACAGAAGGAUUUUGUUCAACAAAUCACGCGGAUCCUUGAAUGGGAGGAGACAAUUUGUCUCUUCGAGCUUUACACCCUACUAGCUUCCAAUGACCCGCUUCUCAAUGUUGUUUUCACGGAAGAUGACAAAGUCGCUGGUCCAGAGGUAGACCCAGCGUUAGCUUGGGUUUCUCGUGUAAAUCCAGACGCUCAACGAUGCCUACAUGCCCCACGCCCAGUACGCAACCAUUUCUUGAAAGGAAUCGUGUCCGAUGAUGCGAAAAUCGCUUUCAAUGUUACCAUCAACCCCGAUCGCAAACGCUUGACCAUCGUUGAGCUUCAAACGCUAUAUGACCUUGUUGACUUCUCGCAGGCUCUCUACCACUACUUCACAAUCAACUACCACGGAGAUCUCAAUAUGCAUAGCAGCCGGAUACUCUUGAAUGCUUGGUUCAAGUUUCGAAUUCAGCUACAUUCAGCUUUCCACGAGCGCACCAUCAUGCCUAGUCAAUUGUUGCAAGCUGAACCCCCCUCCAGCGAGUUCUCCUACGGCCGCUGUGAUACUGUUCUCGUUCAGAACAACAGGAGCAAUGUUCCUUGUGUAGUCCAAGUCCGAGCCGUGUUCCAGCCAACUGCACUGCCCAUUGAAGCGCCUGCACUUGAUCAGGUGCUUGCGUAUGUUCAACACUUCGACAUCAUCGGAGACAAACCUGAGCCUAUGAUGGGGAUGUGGAGACUCACGCGCUCAUUCUUUCACAAUGUCUCGCAGCCACAGUCCAGAAAGCGAUGUAGUUCUAUAAUUCCUAUCACCGAUAUCACUCAUGGGGUGGAACUGAUCCCUGUGUAUGACACUUUAUUAGCCAAGGAGGUCAACUCGAGCAAUUCGAUGGAGAUUUUUAACGACUAUUUUCUCAAUAACUUCGCUGACAAAGAUAGUGCUGCCGAAGUCCGGUUCGGUUCAGCCAUUUGGUCGAACCCUGGACCGAACGUCACCGAACGCGUUCGGGAGGGUCCGGUUCGCGUUCGAACCAGGUUCGACUAA
Suillus fuscotomentosus is the source of this 2709-nucleotide messenger RNA. RefSeq lists its product as uncharacterized. NCBI's taxonomy places the organism in Eukaryota, Fungi, Basidiomycota, Agaricomycetes, Boletales, Suillaceae. The transcript has 9 exons. Bases 1 to 2709 code for a protein of 902 amino acids. The record is from RefSeq and is a predicted model, not a curated record.